AUGGCAUCGACAUCAGUGAUAACGUUCCAUCUGGAAUACAGAGCAAACUCAUCAACCCUGAUUCCCGAGAGACUGAGCUAUAAAACUUACACUCUCUGCAUGCAAAGACGGGGGUGUUUUCCAGGUAUUCCUUCCUAUUUUGUUCAGGAUGUUUUCCAGUUCAAGCUUGUUUGUGCAAUAUCACUCAAAACUACUUCUUUGAUAAACCAAGAAGUUUCUGAUGAACUGCUGAGAAACAUGAAGGAGCAAGCUCAAGAAUUCUUUGCUCUUCCUUUACAAGAAAAGAAACGAUGGGCACAGAAACCAGGAAGCCUUGAAGGUUAUGGCCAAGCUUUUGUUACUUCACCACAACAAAAGCUAGAGUGGAAUGAUAUGCUCUUCCUCAAAACUCUUCCCCCUUCAAUCAGAAACCAGAAUUUAUGGCCUCAAAAACCCCAGAAAUUCAGAGAAACAUUAGAGACUUAUUCUGAAGAUAUGAGGAAAGUGGCGAUUUCUUUAGCAACGUUCAUAGCUAUGGCACUUGAAAUUGAGACUCAUGAAGAAAUCUCCAGGGCUAACCAAGAAGGAACAUAUGAAGUGAGGAUGAAUCUGUACCCUCCUUGUCCUGAAUCUGAGCUAGUGAUUGGCAUUUUGCCACAUGCUGAUAUCAGUGGAAUAACUCUCUUGCUUGAGUGCGGUGACAUGCCAAGAUUACAGGCUCUGAAAGAUGGACAAUGGGUCACUGUUUUACCUAAACAUGGUGCUAUUGUGGUAAACCUAGGCCACAUCACAGAGGUAUGUAACAUUUAACCUGAGAAGUCACACAGAUCAUACAGGUUUGUUGAGCGUUUGAUUGAUAAUCUGUUUGGUGAAAUGUGCAAUUAUGAGCAACGGCAUUUACAAAGCACCAGAUCAUAGAGCGGUUGUGAACAGAUUAAAGGAGAGACAGUCAAUUGUUAUAUUCUGUUAUCCUAACACAUCUUUCAAUAUUGGACCUGCCAAAGAGCUUACCAUCUCAGGAGAUCCACCCCUAUACAAAACCCUCGCUUUUGCAGAGUAUAUGCACAACUUUUUCAAUCGGAGGCUCGAUGUUUCUUUCAUUGAUGUGCUCAAAAUAUAAUUUUGAUAGAGAUCUAUCCUCUGAGUUGGUUUCAAUUGGAAUUUUAGGAAAA
This is a messenger RNA of Pistacia vera, 1151 nucleotides long. Its product is annotated as protein SRG1-like. The coding region runs from base 1 to 789 and encodes 262 amino acids. Lineage: Eukaryota; Viridiplantae; Streptophyta; Magnoliopsida; Sapindales; Anacardiaceae. The transcript is spliced from 3 exons. The record is from RefSeq and is a predicted model, not a curated record.